AUGUACGAAGUCGAACCUCUACAGGAGUACGAGCUAGUAUCUCAACUGCGUUUUCCUGGCUGGGAGCAGAAUCAAGCUUUAUGGCCUGCUCCCAUCCCUGAGGCGGGUCGGGCAUGACGGCCUGCUCUCAUUCCCGAGCCUGGUGUGGCUGUAUCGCCAGCGCUGCCUCCACUUCCUCGUCUUCAACGUGCGGACGAUGGCGAGGUUGCUCCUAUUCCUUUACCAGCUGUCGGCCCGUUUGCCGAAGGGGUUAAAGACGAAGAGCAGCCUAUCGAUCAUCGACGCGAGGAGGCUGUUGAGGCUAUCGACAGUUACGAAGAUGACGACCCUGCGGAGCGUGCUCCACCUCUACCUCCUGACAAUGGUCACGAGUACCGGCAUUAUCGUGUCGGUCGCAAUCCCGGUCUGCUCGAGAACAUUGACGAGGGCAACAUUCUACCGGUUCGCACGCGUGCUCAGUGUCGCGUCGCCGCCCUCAGUAUUGUGUCCACGCGCAAGAUCGUUCGUCGCGAACCAGAGCUCGUCGCGUCGUUUUCCACUCGUCACCCACCGCUUUCCAAGACCUUCAAGGACGCGAUGGCUUCGCCCGAGGCCGAGUCGUGGUACGUUGCGUCCGUCAAGGAACCCAACUCCAUGGGCUUGCACAAGCUUUUCAAGCUUUCGAGGCUACCCACUGGGGCUCGUGCACUGGGCUAUUGUUGAGUGUUUACUUGGUAGGAAGACGCCGAAGGCAACAUUGUUGGAAUCAACAAUGAUUCCGAAAAUGAUCAACAAAAGAAGAAAUGGCUGGACCAGGAGUCGAACCUGGGUCGCUUCCAUUAAUCGGAAAAGCUUUGACCUCUAAGCUAUCCGGCCCCUGAUAUCAGUGCAAGGUCUACUAACACCUUCAAUAAACAUCAUCAGAUACAAGGCUCGUCUAGUCGUCCAAAGCUUUGCUCCACGACUGGGGAUCGACUACCACAAGACGUUUGCUCCUGUCUCUUCGAUCACGACGAUCUUGUUCGUCGUCGGCCUCUCUGCCGCUCGCGGACUGAUUCUCGAACAGUGGUCCUGA
Microbotryum saponariae is the source of this 1054-nucleotide messenger RNA. The record is from the annotation of a GenBank genome assembly. Lineage: Eukaryota; Fungi; Basidiomycota; Microbotryomycetes; Microbotryales; Microbotryaceae.